Molecule: messenger RNA, 1605 nt
Organism: Parascedosporium putredinis
Lineage: Eukaryota; Fungi; Ascomycota; Sordariomycetes; Microascales; Microascaceae
Source: the annotation of a GenBank genome assembly
AUGGGCGAAAAGGAAAAGUCAGACUCGUCCAAGACCCCUUCAUUAGAAGGCGGCACCGAGACAACCAAGAUCCUCGAGACUGGGGAAGUCUUUGCCGUUGGUGCAUCUUCCCACCUGUACGAGCCCAUCCCCGAGUACGAGGGACGACACCGCUGGGACCCCAAUGCAGAAUGGGACCCCAAGGACGAGAAGAGGUUGGUUCGCAAACUUGACUGGCGCAUCUGCUCCUGGGUAUGCGUCAUGUUCUUCGCCCUCCAACUCGAUCGCGGCAACAUUAGCCAAGCCCUGACGGACGACAUGCUCAAAGACCUCGGCCUCUCCACCAACCAAUAUAACUAUGGCAUGACCAUCUUCUACCUAACAUUUUUGUGCGCCGAGCUCCCGUCCCAGAUGAUAUCCAAGAAGCUCGGCCCCGACGUGUGGAUCCCCAUACAAAUGGUCUCGUGGAGCCUCGUCGCCGCCUUCCAGUGCUUUAUCAAGGGCGCUACGGGCUACUAUACCACAAGGGCCUUGCUUGGCCUCUUGGAAGGCGGCUUCAUCCCCGACGCGAUCCUCUACCUCUCCUACUUUUACACGAGCAAAGAGCUCCCCGUCCGCCUGAGCUACUUUUACACGGCUUCGAACGCGACCCAGAUUCUGGCCGCCUUCAUGGCGUUCGGCCUCCUUCGCAUGAGAGGCAUCAUGGGCUGGGAAGGGUGGCGGUGGCUGUUCCUUCUCGAGGGUAUUCUCACCUGUCUCAUAGGGAUCUUUUCGUGGGUGUACAUGCCGCCAAGCCCCACGCAAACGGCAAGCUGGUUCCGAGGAAAGGAUGGAUGGUUCACCGAGAAGGAGGAAAUUAUCAUGGUGAACAGGAUUCUCCGCGACGACCCCGCCAAGGGUGGCAUGCACAAUCGCCAGGGUCUUACUUUGCGUCUGCUGUGGAAGGCAUUGUCGGAUUAUGACCUGUGGCCUAUUUACCUCAUGGGCUUCACUCUUCUUCUCCCCAUUCGUCCCGUGAUGGCUUACUUUACGCUGAACCUCCGCAACCUUGGGUUCGACACGUUUCAGACGAACCUGCUUACCAUCCCAGCCUAUGCCAUUUUCAUCAUCCAGCUCAUCGUCCUGUCGAGGAUAUCCGAAUGGAUCAACAACCGGUUUGCCAUUGUGCUCUUCUACUCCAUCUGGCUCCUUCCACUUUUCAUUGCACUCGCCGUAUUGCCGGGAGAUGUCGACAGGUGGUCAAAAUUCGCCGUCACAACCUUGAUCAUAGGUUAUCCCUAUGUUCAUUCCAUUCUCGUUGGCCUCACGUCGCGUAAUGCGGGAUCGGUCCGGACGCGGACGGUGGGAAGCGCAGUCUAUAACAUGACUGUACAAGCCAGCAGCAUUAUCGGAUCGAAUCUCUACCGCGCGGAUGAUGCACCGUUGUACCGUCGAGGAAACAAGAUCAUACUCGGCAUUAUUGCUUGGAAUGCCGUCUUCUCCGUGCUGAUCAAAUACUACUACAUUCGCAGGAACAAGAAGCGUGAUGAAAUCUGGAACGCCAUGACGCAGGCCCAGAAAGAUGAAUAUGUUGCGACGACAAAAGACGACGGAAGUUCCCGGCUGGACUUUAGGUUCGCGCAUUAA